Messenger RNA from Heteronotia binoei (common prickly gecko), 1491 nucleotides. It is a transcript of the gene MRM2, whose product is annotated as mitochondrial rRNA methyltransferase 2. The record is from RefSeq and is a predicted model, not a curated record. Gene Ontology annotation, molecular function: rRNA (uridine-2'-O-ribose)-methyltransferase activity. The transcript has 3 exons. Gene Ontology annotation, biological process: RNA methylation. Gene Ontology annotation, cellular component: mitochondrion. The coding region runs from base 110 to 865 and encodes 251 amino acids. Lineage: Eukaryota; Metazoa; Chordata; Lepidosauria; Squamata; Gekkonidae.
GGGUUGUCUGUUCCGGGACGGAGGGGUUUGAAAGUCGGACCAAAUUGGUCCUUUCUCUGUAAGUGUCCCCCAGUCCCCAUUCCAGGAAGCGGCGGCGGGCCUUGGGGCAAUGAAUCGCUAUUGCAAGUUAUCGAGCCUCUCGCAUCAGUGCUUGCGAAUCCACUCCACGUCACAAUGCCUGAAAAGCAAAACAGGGGCCGAGCACCGUUGGCUCCAGCGGCACUUCAAGGACCCAUUUGUAAAGGAAGCCAAGAAGGAGAGCUAUCGCUGCCGGAGUGCCUUCAAGCUUCUGGAAAUCGAUGACAAACACGGCAUCCUUCGGCCUGGACUGUGUGUGUUAGAUUGCGGUGCGGCCCCCGGCGCUUGGGCACAGGUGGCAGUCCAGAGAGUCAAUGCUGCAGGAUCAGAUCAAGGCGCCCCCGUCGGCUUCGUUCUUGGGGUGGACCUCCUUCACUUUUUCCCUCUGAAAGGAGCCGUCUUCCUGACUCAUUCUGACAUCACAGAUCCAGGCACUCAGAAGAAGAUUCAGGGAGUCCUUCCCAAAAGCAAGGCGGACGUCAUCCUGAGCGACAUGGCGCCCAACGCCACCGGGAUCCGGGACAUAGAUCACCAGCGGCAGAUCGGCCUGUGCUUUGCCCUCGCGGACCUGGCCCGGCACAUUUUGGUGCCCGGCGGGACCUUGCUUUGUAAGUUGUGGAACGGUUCGGAAAGCGGCCGCCUUCAAAAGAGAUUGAUGCAGGACUUUGCGGAAGUGAGAACUUUAAAGCCCCAAGCCAGCAGGAAGGACUCAUCCGAGAUGUAUUACCUGGCAAAAUUGUACAGGCCACAGCGAUUGAAAAAUGUGAAAGACGUUUCCACCGCUUAGUGCACUCCACUAGUUAAAAGUGUGGAGAUUUCAGUGAUUUGAUUGCCUGUGCCUCAUCCUGGUCUCAGCUGGUGGCACUGCAGAAAAUGAAAAGUUGUGGAAGUUGACUUAGGUUUGGCUGUUGUCGAAGGAGUAAUUUUGAAGCCGUGUGAAGGAUGUUUUAUGAACUUUUCAGAAUAGGUGGAGGCGUCGUCAACAUAUAUCCAUCAACCUCUUUGCACCUCUGUAAGCUACCGACUGGGACAGUGGCUCAGUGGUAGAGCAUCUGCUGGGUAAGCUGAAGGUUCCAGGUUCAAUCCCCGGCAUCUCCAAAAAAGGGUCCAGGCAAAUAGGUGUGAAAAACCUCAGCUUGAGACCCUGGAGAGCCGCUGCCAGUCUGAAUAGACAAGACAGACUUUGAUGGAUCAGGGGUCUGAUUCAGUAGAAGGCAGCUUCAUAUGUUCAUAUAUUCUUACCGGGCACUGUUUGUGCAAAGUGACACUGAUAUAAACACAAAAGAUGGUGUUAAGGAACAUAAUUUAAAAACUUUGUAUUUUCACAGUGCUUUAAAACAAACACCUCGCUCAGGCAGAUUGUAAAACUAUGGAGUUCUAGUUUUAUGAAAAAUAAACAAAUAGUACGCAAAA